AUGAUGCAAUCUGACGACCACCAGGAGGAGAAAUGGGGCUCUAAUGAUUAUGAUAUGGAAGAUGAGGUCCAAGAUUGGAAGCAUCUAAGUAACAUGAUGGACAAGGGCCAGAGUCUACCUAAACGAGGUGAGAAAGACUUUGAGCCAGAUGGAACUGAUGUUCAGGCAAACCUUUUAGAGGAGUCUCGUAACUCGAUGUAUUCUGUUUUAGAUGAGCAACGAUGUCACCAUGCUAAGCAGAAAUUGAUAUCUGUGUGGAUACCACUCGAAAGUAGAAGCAUUGUACCACAAGUGAAGGGUAACUUUUUCAGAGAUAUCGGUGAGCCACUGAGGCUAUCCCAUAAGAAUAUGAAUGGAGUCUAUUUGAACCCUAUAGAGACUGUCUAUUUAGUCGAGAGAGGAUCUAUGUCUAUAUAUUUAGGAGAUGAGCUAUUUGAUGAAUUCUUAAAGAACGAUAGCAGUGAUUUUAAUUACGAGACUUUGAAGCCACUUUCAUUGAGCCAUUUAUACAGUUUGGCAUUUGAUAGAAAUCCAGAAUGGAUGGAUCAUCUACAUGUCUUUUCCUACUUGAAAAGGCAUGGAUACUUAGUACGUGAUUUCAAGCGGUUGAAUGAAUCUUCUCAAGCAGAUAGAUACAGAGCUAUGACUCAAGUGAAGUCUUUAGCAUUUAUUUCAAGUUUAUUUAAAGGAACUCUCUAUUACUUCCAAAAUAAGUGCUUUAGAUUUCUUCUAAAUGGCUUGAGGAAGUUUGGAAUCCUUUCUCAAGGAACCAGUCAUCAUCUUCAUUAUACUACUAAGCAUUACUUCAAUUAUACUUCAGUAUUUGAGUCUUUAAGGAUGGUCACCAGCUAUUCAACAUACGAUAGUUUAUCUAGUGGUCAAAAAAAGAAAGAACAUGAAUAUAACAUAGCAUAUAAUGUCUGGAAGCCGACCCCAAAGUUUUCCAAAAAAGAUCCUCCUAUGCCAGAUUUCCAAAUAUGCAUUGUCAAUACGGACAAGGUCUCAUUCCCAACGUUGGAAACAAUACAAGCACUAUUUAAUGAAAUAAACCACUUGUUGCCGUACGAAAAGAUGCCUGAAAAGGAUUCGUUCGUAAAGAAGAAGAAGAAAAAGGUAACAGAUCUCCCAACGAGAAAAGAGAUCAGAUUUCAAAAGAGACAGGACUACCAGAAGAAACUAGAUCCGAAAGUCCAGAAGCGAAAUACUUAUUUAAAGCUAAGGGACCAAAAGCUUAGAAAUGGCGUGUCUGGUAGAUCUUUUGUUAUUGCAACUAUAAGCAACGGUGUUUUGAAUUUCACCCACUUAUGUGAAGCCGAUUUUACGCUUAGAGGAGCCCAAGUUGAUGAUUUAAAUGAAAUGUAUAAUAAAAAAGAGCAUGGACUCAUCUGGUUAGAAAAUGUUUAA
This is a messenger RNA of Priceomyces carsonii, 1404 nucleotides long. Its product is annotated as tRNA splicing endonuclease subunit. Gene Ontology annotation, biological process: tRNA-type intron splice site recognition and cleavage. The coding region runs from base 1 to 1404 and encodes 467 amino acids. The record is from RefSeq and is a predicted model, not a curated record. Gene Ontology annotation, cellular component: tRNA-intron endonuclease complex. The transcript has a single exon. NCBI's taxonomy places the organism in Eukaryota, Fungi, Ascomycota, Pichiomycetes, Serinales, Debaryomycetaceae.